AUGGUGUUGAAGCCCCGGGUGAUUGCUGUUUGUCUCGGUACGUGGUGAAUCUUGCUCUCUCCUUCCUUUUGCCUGGGAUGCUGGCCUAUUCUGUGUCUUCUCUUUUCCCUGCUCUUUUUCAAGUUCCUCUUUCCAUGUGUGCUACUCAGUUCUAACAGUUAUUUUGUGUUGGUUUGUUAAUGAGGUGACAAGACAGAGCUAGGCAGAUAAAGGGAACGGCUGAAGGACAGAGGGUUGUAGCCAAAGCUAGUCCUGCACAGAACAGACCCGCUGAUAUUAAUGGGCCUAGGUUAGCCAUGUCCAUUAAUUUCAAUGGGUCUACUCUGAGUAGGACUGGCAUGGGGUACUGCAUUGUUUCGUUCCCAGCAUCAGGUCUGCUCCUCUGUGUGUCGUGGCUGUUUACCUCUAAGACUCUGGAAACAGGAUCCAUGGGGAACCAGCACUGCGCCCAGCUUUUGAACACACCUUCAGCUCUCUUCCCCAAGUCUUUGGGGGCAGUCAUGAACUUUAAAUCUAUGCUAUGUAUGCAGCCACUGUUUUUAAUUGCCACUUUUGCUUUAUUUGCAAGCGCAAAUUAUUUCAGUAGAACAAUCAGUAUGUGUGUUACAUGUAUAUUACAUACAUGUACACACACACACACACACAGACACACAGACACACACACACACACGUGUGGUGUAGUGGUUAGAGCAUUGGACCGGGACCUGAAGCUCACUGGGUCCAACACUCACUCUCAGCCUAACCUACCUCACAGGGUUGUUGUUUGGAUAAAAUAUGGGGAGGAGGAGAACAACGAUGUACAUAACCUUGAUCUCCUUGGAGUAAAGGUGGAAUAUAAAAGGAAUAUAUAUACAUACAAGGGAUGCGGGUGGCGCUGUGGGUUAAACCACAGAGUCUAGGACUUGCCGAUCAGAAGGUCGGCGGUUCGAAUCCCCGCGACGGGGUGAGCUCCUGUUGCUCGGUCCCAGCUCCUGCCAAUAUAGCAGUUUGAAAGCACGUCAAAAUGCAAGUAGAUAAAUAGGUACUGCUCCGACGGGAAGGUAAACAGUGUUUCUGUGCGUUGCUCUGGUUCGCCAGAAGCGGCUUAGUCAUGCUGGCCACAUGAGCUGUACGCCGGCUCCCUCAGCCAAUAAAGCGAGAUGAGCACCGCAACCCCAGAGUCGGCCACGACUGGACCUAAUGUUCAGGGGUCCCUUUACCUUUACCUUUAUAUAUACAUACAGCACAUACAUGUAGUAUUUAAAUACAUUCAUGCAUACAACAUGCACCCACCAACACACAUCUUGAGACCUUAACCCAUUAUUCCUUUGCGGAGAAAUGCCAACCUGCUUUAGAAAUAUCUAACGACCCCCAGCAGUGAGCCAGUCAGAAACUCUUAUGCAGUGGUUUUCAACCAGUGUGCCGUGGCACCCUGUGGCGCUUUGAAUGAUGGUCAGGAGUGCCGUGGGCAACACUAGCCUAUGUCCUUUUUCUUCCCUCUCUCCUCUGAUGCCCUCUCGUGUCCCCAAAAGCUUGCACGACUCUUCCUUGCAGCAGCCCUGGCUACAAACUCUCCAGGAAAAUGGUGCCUCGGGGGCUGGUUGCCAGGAGCUGAGGUGGCCUAGGAGUAAGCAAGCAAGUAGUUGAGGGAGCCCAGCCAGCCAGUCCGCCAGCCCUUGCUGUCGGGAAUGGACAGACAAGUGGGAGACCAGGCAGGCAGGUGCUGUGCUUUUCUUGCCCUGGCAAGGCCUGCCUGGGAGCUGAGUGCCCGGUGCUGAAGGGGAGCCUUUCCACCAGGCAGGCCCAGCAGCGCCCAUUGCUGCCACUGCUGCCUCCCAAGGUAAGGUGCUGGCCUCAUGUUCACCUUUGCCCAGUCUCCUUUGGGUCACUAAGGCUGGGGGCAUCCUCUUCCCAGGCACCUGUGGGGCAGGGUGGGAGAUUAGCUCAGAGACCAGUGGCAGUGGCGGCAGCUGCCCAGAGGACUCCCAAGGAGAGGGGAGAAGAGAGGAGGCUGAGGGAACCCUACAUGGGGGGGGGGGUUCGAAAAAGGUUGAGGGGCUGCAGGCAAGGGGUGACAAAACUGGGAUCCUGAGCCCCACAGGGGUGCCACAGAAAGGUCAAGGGAGCCGUGGAUUCAAAAUGGUUGAAAACCUCUGCUCUUGUGGAUAAAUUCAAAAGAUUGCUUGGAUGCUGUUGUGCUCAUGGAGGAACAAUGCUUGCCUGAUUAUUUUAAAUGGCAAAAUCUUCUAUUUUUUGUGCAAAAUGCAUUUCCAUAUACAGUGGUACCUCAGGUUAAGUACUUCAUUCAUUCCGGAGGUCCGUUCUUAACCUGAAACUAUUCUUAACCUGAAGCACCACUUUAGCUAAUGGGGCCUCCCGCUGCUGCUGCGCCAACGGAGCACGAUUUCUGUUCUCAUCCUGAAGCAAAGUUCUUAACCUGAAGCACUAUUUCUGGGUUAGUGGAGUCUGUUACCUGAAGCAUAUGUUACCUGAGGUACCACUGUAUCAUUGAAUGACUCGCAAGUCUGCUCGCCUUGGGACUUCAGAGACAGCCGUGUUCCGUGGACCCUGCCUGUCUCACUUGCUCCUUGUCUCUAUCUUCUAAUCCAGUUGUGGUGACCCCACUCGUUCUCCUGGGCGUGACACCAGUGAAUUCCAGCUCCAGCUCCUGCCAACUCUGCUUUGCAGGUUCAGAGACCCUCCUCCAAACAAAGCGACUGGUUAUGUCGAUGAGGAGGCCUGCCCGGAAGCUCUACAAGUCCUAUGUAAGUAAACUGGGAUUGAUUCACUCGGACAUCCUACAAGGGGAUCUAACAGAGCAAUGCCUACUCGGAAGUAGGGGUGUAAGAAGGAAUCACCUGCUAUCCUACCCCUGCAUUCCUCACAUACAACUCUGUUUACAUUCUGUUGCAGUUUGCCUUCUGCAAAAACGAUGUUAUCUGUCCCGCUGUGGCGGAAUUACAUAAUUUAGAUCAUUUGUGUGCUCAGUUAGUUACAUAAGAUACACCUCUUUACCCUGACUUACGACACUUGAGAUGGAUAUUUUUAGAACCCCCUUCAUUUCUGGUGUUGUAAGUUGUUUUCAACACGCUGUUUUAGUUGUUGGGCUUCAGGGUGAAGGGCAGGCUGUUAAUAUUAUUGUUAAUUAUUAUUCAGAAUAGUGGGUCAUCUUCUAAUUUUGCACGAAACACAUUUCUGUAUGCCACUGAACGACUCCAAGCUGUCUUCCAUUGCCAUACUACUACUACUACUAAUAAUAAUAAUAAUAAUGUUGUCAUUAUGUUAUUCCACCACAUCAAUUUCAGUGCCGACGAAACAAUGCAAGUGUGUUGGUGGUGAGGAAUGUAAUCAAACACAUCUUGUUUGUGGACUGAAACCAAACCGUAGCAAUUUCCACUCCCUGUUUCCAUCAGAAUUUCCCCACACCCCUCUUCAGAAGUCAGUCCUAUUGAAUUCAGUGGGGCUUACUCCCAGAUAAAUGGAGUUAGAACUGCAGUCCAAAUCACAGUUCCUCAGUCUGGUGCCCUUCCGAUGUUCUGCACUUUCAGAAAAGCACCAGAAAGAAACAUUUCUUUGGCAACCAAUAAUACAGGUAGCUGGAUCUUAUUUCAACCCUGCGGACAGGAUACUGGGUUGUAGUCAAUGUUAGUCCCCCUCAGAGUAGACCCAUUGAAAUUAACAAUAAUGAUAGACAUAGAUACAUUAAUUCCAAUGGGUUUGCUCCGAGUAGGACUAGCAUUGGUUACAACCCACUGGAGGCAGCAGGCCAGAAUAUACAAAUCAGAGGAGAAUGGAUUAGGAGGAGCAAGAAACCGCUACUGUUGCCCUCCAGUAUCUGCCGCCAGAGGCAGUUGGCUCACUUUGCCUAAGGAUAGGGCCGGCCCUGCUACUUCUGUUCAUUUGCAUGCCCGCACAAACCUGUCAACGUAUACAAACCGCACUUGUGUUUUGACUCACAUCUGGGGGACAAUAAGCAAUCGCUUUGUUGCCAGCCUGGCACAGAAGGUCACAUUCUGUCACACCACAACAGGAAGUUGCUAUUCUAUGACAUACUUCCUGCUGCCCUUCCUGUUUGCCUGCGGCUGUUGCUCAUUCCAGCAACCCCAGUGGUAGAGAAAUCCUGCCCUCUUCAGAUUUUUUUGCUUUGCCCUACGUUUUGGCGAUAUCAGCUGUUUGAAUCAGUGAUGGCUGGUGCCCAGUGGGAUUGGUGUAGGGAGGAAGGCACCACAGCCAACAGCAGGUGGCGACAGAGCCAACGACAGGCAGAGCCAACUAAUCCUAGUUUCGUCCCCCACUGAGGACUCAGCUAUACAGCUGCAAAUAAAACGUUUUAAGCGUGUUUGGAGUGCAAUAUACAAUGUGACACUAGAUGGCGAUGGUGAGCCGUAUGGAAAAUUCAAUGUGUUUUUAAAAACGCCUUUUAAAAAGAGCAUUUUCAGAACGGUUUUUAUCUGUGUGUAGAACCCACCUGAGUCCUACAAGGGCAACCCUGAGACUAAGCCCACAUUUGUUGCUUAACGGAAAAAAGAAAAUCUGCCACUGCUGCCUAUAUCUCUCUGCUGCCACCUGAGGUGACUGGAGGUGGCCCAGGAAAGCCCUGGCGCAUUGACGGUAGCGAGGGAGAGAAAAGGAGGCUGGAGGGGAGUCAGCGGUACUGGCCUUGCUCUUGCCAGGUGGCGGCGAAUGACACACUCCUCUGAGGGCCUUCAGAGCAGCAGAAGAGGAGAAAACGAAUCUAGACAGUGGCUAUGGAGGCUCCUCAGAUCUGCUGUACAACCAGCUGUUCCCAGCCUGCUGCCUGAGGCAACUGCCUCAGCAGGGCUAAUAGGUGGGCCGGCCUUGGUGAAGGAUGAUGAGAGUUGCUGGGGGACCCAUAUUCCCUUCCCAGAGCUACAAUCAAGAGUGAUUUAACAAUCAGUCCCUCUUCACAGGGAACUCUGGGAAUUGUAGAUCUGAGACAGGGAGCCGCCUAACAACUUUCAGCACCCUUAACAAACUACAGGUCCCAACCCCCUGGAUUGGUUACAAAAAGCAGGCAGACAGGUGGGUGCUGGCUGAGGACAGACUGAAGUGGAGAGGGCAAGCACCCUAUUUGCCCUAAUAGAAUAGAAUUAUAGAAUUGGAAGGCACCAUGAGGGUAAUCUAGUCUAAUCCCUUGCAACGGAGGUAUCUUUUGUCAAAUGUGGGGCUCGAACCCACAACUCUGAGAUUAAGGGUCUCAUGCUCUACCGGCCAAGCGCUCCACAGGGCUAGACCAGCCUCUGUUGGUUUGAAUUAAAAGACAUAUGCCAAAAAUGACUUUUUGAACUUUUUUAUUUUGAUUUUUUGUUAUAAACCAAAGCAUGUAGGCACCGAAAAAGAAGGUAGGUAACAAAGAAAACGGGACGCGGGUGGCGCUGUGGGUUAAACCACAGAGCCUAGGGCUUGCUGAUCAGAAGGUCAGCGGUUCGAAUCCCCGCGACGGGGUGAGCUCCCGUUUCUCGGUCCCAGCUCCUGCCAACCUAGCAGUUCGAAAGCACGUCAAAGUGCAAGUAGAUAAAUAGGUACCGUUCUGGCAGGAAGGUAAACGGCGUUUCCGUGCCCUGCUCUGGUUCGCCAGAAGCGGCUUAGUCAUGCUGGCCACGUGACCCGGAAGCUGUACGCCGGCUCCCUCGGCCAAUAAAGCGAGAUGAGCGCCGCAACCCCAGAGUCGGCCAGGAUUGGACCUAAUGGUCAGGGGUCCCUUUACCUUUAACAAAGAAAAAGCACCACAGAGUUGCAGAAUGAAAUAUAACAGCAGCAAACCUCUGCGCCAAAUUACAAUAAUACUUCACUGAAUAUCAGGUGGGAUUUAAAUACCGCCACCGUAGUGAAGAACAGGAAGUCAGAGGGAUAUGGGAAGAUAAUAUAUUCAAAGAAGCGAAGCCAGUCUUCAUCAAUAAGCCAAUAAUUGACAUGCCUCUGAUUUUGUCUCUAGUUGACCCAUAUGGGCUUGAUGCAAGAUGCGGACCAGCUUUGCAGCAUGACGCCAGUUCCCUGGUUCCCAGAUAGCAAUAUUGCUAGGAAACCGCAGAAUCUUAUGCUGCAGGAGUUGUACAGGACAGCACUCUGUUUGAAAGACUCCCUCUUGCUCAUCAGAGAGCAGCAAAGCAGACUGACUGGUCCCCACGAGGCGUUGCACAGCCAAUUGGAAAAAGCCCAGCAGCAAGUGACCGGCCUGGUCACCAAUACUCAGUGCACCCUCUGCCUGCAGGGCCUGACUCUGCCCGCCGUCACCCUCCCAGCGAGACCCACGGACCCAUCGGCCUUCCAGCAAAAGAUUGACGGCUGCCGGGUGCUCAGGAACUACUCCAAGCUGAUUGGCGACUUGGCAAAGGCCUUCAGAAAGCACCUAGCCAAAGGGAAAGGGGCAGAGCGUCAGAAAAAGAGAAACAGGACUAAGCCGGCUGCAGCUUUCUGA
Molecule: messenger RNA, 6418 nt
Organism: Podarcis lilfordi (Lilford's wall lizard)
Lineage: Eukaryota; Metazoa; Chordata; Lepidosauria; Squamata; Lacertidae
Source: the annotation of a GenBank genome assembly